Setaria italica (foxtail millet) is the source of this 2301-nucleotide messenger RNA. RefSeq lists its product as uncharacterized. Lineage: Eukaryota; Viridiplantae; Streptophyta; Magnoliopsida; Poales; Poaceae. The record is from RefSeq and is a predicted model, not a curated record. The transcript has 8 exons. Bases 290 to 2005 code for a protein of 571 amino acids.
CACGUAUUUCUAUUCCCCGGUCUUUUUUGAGAGGAUAAUUUCCCGGUCUUCAAUUCGAUCCCAGCGCGCGCGCUCUCCAUGGUUUUUUCUCGAGAAGCCACCCGCCGCGACGUGCCGGAUCGUGGCGCUGGCGUCAACGACUUCACACUUCACAGCGCACCACGCCCGGCCCGCUCGGCCUCCUUAAUUAUCACUAGCCUUGCUGCCGCGACGUCGUCGAUCGUCGCUGGCCCGGCACUGUGGCGUGAGUUCAAAACCCCCAUCGCAGAGGCUACGCUCAUCAGCUCCCAUGACGCCGGAGCCAGCGGCGGAGCCGGCGCGGCGAUGGUGCAGCUUCUCGCUCGUGCGUCUCCUCCAGCGAGCGCUCGUCGCGGCGGUCAUCGUCGCUAUUGUCUACUGCCACGGGCCCGGGCUCUUCAUCUCCAGGCCUGCUUCGUCGUGGUCGUCCGGGGCCGUCGACGCCUUCUUCGGGUCGCCGCCACCGGCCGAGAAGAAGGCGCGGCCCGCGGUGGAAUCGGAGGUCGCCGGCAGGGACACGGCGACCACCACUUGCGCGACGGUGGAGAGGAUGGGGGAGGAGGACGCCGCCGGCCGGGGCUUGGCGGCCGAGGCGGCCAGCCUGCGGGUCCGCGAGCUCAUCCGGCGCCACUUCGAAAUCCACGGAGCUGCAAGAGUGCGGACACUUCCUCCACAUGAGUUCUGCAAACAAGGAUUUGUGCUGGGGAAAGCAUCUGAAGCUGGCUUUGGCAAUGAAAUGUACAGGAUCCUAACAGCAGCAGCGCUGAGUGUCAUGUUCAACCGAUCUCUGAUAAUUGAGCAAACCAGGGGACUAUAUCCUUUUGGACAGUAUGUUUCUUAUGCAAACCAUUUGUUUACUCUUGAAGAAAUCAAGCAUUUAUGGAGAAAACAUUGCUGUGCUACAAAAUAUGGUAGAGAUCUGAGUAUGAGAGUCGACAAUUUUGAACAUCCAUCAGAGACAAAUGUUCUAUGCAGUGACUGGAAUAGCUGGAAAGACCCUAUUAUCCGGUUUAGUGGCACGACAGAUUCAGUGGGCACCCAGUUUUUUCUGAAGAAUGUUCAUCCUGGGAUGAAGGCUGCCGCAUCAGCUCUUUUUGGAUCGCCAGAUUCAUUACAUGCCAGGCCUAAUACAUUUGGGGAACUUUUGCGAGCUAUAGUAUCUCCCUCCAGGACAGUCCAGGAAGCAGUUAACUGGGCUUUGAAAGGUGUCGAUCCAGAUAUUGCUUUGCACAUGCGCAUGAUGUCCAGUAGGCCAGUGGAAGCAAGACAAGCUGCAGCAAGUUGUAUAAAGAGAGCCAUACAGAUCUGCCAUAUUCAGGGUACUCCUCGGGUGGCAUUGGUAUCAGACACACCAUCAUUUGUCCAGGAUAUAAAGUCAGACAUCAGCGAGUUUGCUGAGGUAAUUUAUUUUGAUUAUGAGUUGUUUGUCAACAAGUCAAACUGGAUGUUUGGAAAUGAUACGCCUCUGGAUUUUCGUUUAAGAGACUGGGGGCCAGCUCCAAGGUGGGCAGCCAUUGUUGAUUUCUUUCUAGCAUCACGUGCCAGAUACGCAGUUAUCACUGGAGCACAUCCUCGUGUGGGGACAACCUAUGCACAACUUAUUGCAGCAUUGGCUGCAGCUAACACAUAUGACCUGAAGCCUUCAGGUGCAAACUUCACGUUCUUAAGCAGCAUACACAGUAGCCUGCUGGUCCAUGGGCUCUCGACGCAGGUUGGCCGGAGCCAUAUCUGGGACACAUAUGCCGGGCCUUUGAGCUGCGGGCACCAGCCGCACCAAUGCGCUGUGACCCCGCUCCUACCGCCUACGUGGUGGGACGGUACAUGGCAAAGCCCCAAUCCGAGGGAUGUCAAGAGAUUAUCGGAGUAUGGUGUUCAGUUAUCAAUCACGGGGGAGGUGGAUGAGAGCCAACUCCUGGCACAUUGCAGGUCGAGGGAAGAUCAUGUGGAUAGGUACAGUGUUCUUUCAUCAGACAUCAAGAAUUCAUGAUGAUGUCUCUUGUGGGUGCUAUGGUGGUAAUAGGUAAAGCUAUGUGUACUCCAUAUGGUGCCAUGUGUGGUAAAUUCUCUUAACUGUGAAUACAUCGCUAUACACGCCAGGCCUAUUGAGAGCAUUCGUGGCUAUAAGCUCAUGAAGUCUAGUUGUCUCUCUUUUUCAGGGAUACUGUACAUAAUUAACAAAAAGAAAAAAAGGGCAAGGGGUACCUAUAUUUUGUACACACAUCUUAUAUUGAUAGUUGAAACUUUGCUGCAACUAGCUCUUUCUGUAUAUUUCUGUUUGGCCGU